UCUAGGGCGGAUCAAGCUUGUGAGCCGAGGUCGGGAGCCGACGACCGAGCAUUCAGUGAGUGACUGACUGAGUGCGUGCGUGGUCAGUACUUCGUGGUCCAGGACGAAACAUGUGGUUGGAACACACCUCCCUCUUCAUCGCAAUAGCUCUGCAGCUUGCUCAAGUGCCCCGAAUGCGUAGGUCAAAUCGGGCACGACACUGGGGCUCCGAGGCCGUGGGACGGGGAAUGAGGACUCAAGAUCGGAAACUAGCUGCCUGGAGGGCGAUGGGAGGCCCAUUUUUCGCCCAUCGAAUAAGGCUGGAAAGCACAUGGGAGAAAAUGGAGACGAACAGUGAGACUAAGCUCUAUGAGUGAUAGCAAUUCUUGCACUGCACUGAUUUCAAUGCGUCGCGCAAGAGCCGACGGGGCCCGCGGAUUGCUGCGGAUCCCACAGAGUGAACCGGCGGGUGAGCUUCGCUUCGCCG
This is a messenger RNA of Aspergillus brunneoviolaceus CBS 621.78, 466 nucleotides long. RefSeq lists its product as uncharacterized. Lineage: Eukaryota; Fungi; Ascomycota; Eurotiomycetes; Eurotiales; Aspergillaceae. The coding region runs from base 111 to 356 and encodes 81 amino acids. The transcript has a single exon. The record is from RefSeq and is a predicted model, not a curated record.